Annulohypoxylon truncatum is the source of this 549-nucleotide messenger RNA. RefSeq lists its product as uncharacterized. Bases 1 to 549 code for a protein of 182 amino acids. The transcript is spliced from 2 exons. NCBI's taxonomy places the organism in Eukaryota, Fungi, Ascomycota, Sordariomycetes, Xylariales, Hypoxylaceae. The record is from RefSeq and is a predicted model, not a curated record.
AUGGAUCUUCUGCCCGUCAAUCCCUCUGACGGCGUCGUACGUGCGUCGUCCAUCGAGGAGUGGUUUUUCGGCUCGAAGAUAACCAUUGGGCAAGUCCCCAAAGCUCUGCGAUAUUUCAACGCGCAACCAGCCGAGAAAUGGAAUAAAAUGAUGGAGUUCUACGACGGGGAGAUUCCCCCUCCCAACGCCGAAUUCCACGUAUACUCGGAUCCGAUCUUCGUCUUGAAGAGCUACAUUUGGUUACUUCAUAAGAUGGCAGGCGGUCCUAAUCAUUUCCAUGAUUUCAGCUUAGAGGACGCCCAGUACGCGAAUGCUUACGGUAUUCUGAACAUCUUCGUCGCUAUAAUGGAUGGACACGCCUGUCCUGUCUGUCAAAUUCAGGUUCUUGACAAUGUAAAGACGCGCUUCCCGCAGCUGUCCCUAGAACUUGUGGAUAUCGUCUUCCUAGUUAUGCCAUCCAUGGGCUCGCUUAUGCGAACCAGGGAAUUUGCGUAUGCCACUCUUCCGCUUUGCGAGGACCAGCGAUUCGACGAACUGAAGCAUGGUUAG